This is a messenger RNA of Gossypium arboreum, 1734 nucleotides long. Its product is annotated as transcription initiation factor TFIID subunit 8. Lineage: Eukaryota; Viridiplantae; Streptophyta; Magnoliopsida; Malvales; Malvaceae. The record is from RefSeq and is a predicted model, not a curated record. The coding region runs from base 491 to 1603 and encodes 370 amino acids. Gene Ontology annotation, cellular component: transcription factor TFIID complex. Gene Ontology annotation, molecular function: protein heterodimerization activity. The transcript has 2 exons.
AUAAACCCAAAGCACACUUUCCCUGCAUCCACCCCUCUCACUCUCACCGCUCUCGAAUUUCGAUUUUGCUUGAUCCGCACCUUUUUAGGGUCUUAGAAGGAUUUUUUUUUUCAGUUUCGUAAAUUUUCCCUCCAUUUUCCUUGACCCUUUAUUGGAAGCUGUUAAUACCUCUAGGAAAGUUAAAAGUAUUUCUUAGGGUUUUGUUUCGGGUUGGGUGGCUUUAAAAUUAGGCUCUGCUUCUUUAGUUCAGCUGAAGUUGUUCAUCAUUACAGAUUUUUUUUUUUUGAAUUUCUUGGAUGACUGGGAAAAAAAGAUUCUGGGUCUGUUUUUCUUCGGGUUUUUUUUCUCAUUGAUCGGACUUUUCCAAUUAACAAGAUAAGAGGGUGAUGGCGAGUAUUUAUGAGCAAUUAGGUGGGGAUUAAUGGGAUGAAAGAAAAUAUAAUGAGAAUUUUGAGGAAAAUGGUGUAAAAUUUGAUAUGAGGUUUUGAACAUGAGCCAUGGAGAUGUGAAAAGUACAAGAGACACAAUAAAGAGUGAAAACCAGCAGAGGUUGUCGCCGGGAAGACUGAAAGCUGAUGAAUUUGGAAGAGCGGUUUCAAAGAUUGCGGUGGCACAGAUAUGCGAGAGUGUAGGUUUUCAGGGAUUUAAAGAGUCUGCUUUGGAGGCUCUUACUGAUAUCUUAGUUUGUUACCUUUGUGACUUAGGAAGAAAUGCAAGUUUUCAUUCUAAUUUAGCUGGCAGGACGGAAUGCAAUCUGUUUGAUAUAACUCGGGCUUUAGAAGAGUGGGAAGCUUCACAUGGAUUUCCGAGUGCUUCCGAUAUUGGGCAUUGUCUUUUAGGCUCUGGCACAGUUAGGGAAAUAAUUCGGUUUGUGGGUUCGGAAGAGGAAACCCCAUUUGCUCAGCCAGUGCCGAAGUUUCCAAUUGUUAGAAAUAGGAAGUUGAUUCCAAGUUUUGAGCAUAUGAAUGAAAAGCCUCCGGGCAAGCAUAUCCCAACUUGGUUGCCAGCUUUCCCUGAUCCACACACUUAUAUUCAUACACCCAUGUGGAAUGAGAGGGCAUCGGAUCCUUGUGCUGAUAAGAUUGAGCAAGCAAGGCAGCGGAGAAAGGCCGAGAAGGCUUUGCUGCAGUUGCAACAGAGGCUGGUAUGUAAUGGUUCUUCUGGAACUUCAGCUUCCUUGGCCACGGAUGCCGAAAAGGAAAAAGUACAAGGGGGUGAAAGUAAUCCUUUUCUUGCUGCCCCACUGCAACCAGGAGAGAAAGAUGUUUCGCUGGUUGUUUCCCCAGCUAAGCUUACUGAUGAAGCAAGGAAGGGUGAUCAUGUUUCCAUGCUAGAGGCAUUUGCUCCUGCCAUUGAAGCAAUGAAAGGGGGGCCAUCAGAUGGUGGAAAACUGCACCUUCCCGAAAAGAGGGCUGCUGUUCAUUUCAAGUUUAGAACCGGCAAGAAAAUCUUGGGUGAGCCGCUAGAUUUGGGCUUGCAGAAGAAAGGUGAGAGGGGGACAACAGCUUUUUUACGUAAUGAGGAGAGGGACGAUAAGAAAAGGAGAGCUGAGUUUAUUCUCAGACAAACCACGGAAUUUCCGAUGGAACUUAAUCAGUCUUAAAAUUGUAUUUUAGGUUUUCCUUAUAGGAACCUCAUAAAUAUUGAAAAAUGUCACAUUCAUGAUAAUCUAUCAAAUUCAUGGAUUAUUUAUUAGAUGUUCAAUUUGAAAAUUUUAAAAUAUUUUAAAUUCAA